This is a messenger RNA of Rosa chinensis, 620 nucleotides long. RefSeq lists its product as uncharacterized. The record is from RefSeq and is a predicted model, not a curated record. The transcript is spliced from 5 exons. Lineage: Eukaryota; Viridiplantae; Streptophyta; Magnoliopsida; Rosales; Rosaceae. Bases 241 to 564 code for a protein of 107 amino acids.
UCCAUAAUCAGAAGCAGGAGACCGCGAAAUGAGCCAAGACGCCAAGAGAAGCGUUCCCGAGACUGUGCGGACGAAGCCGAAUUUUGACGAGCGAAAACCCUCGCCGGCUGUCACCACACUGGAUUUGAUUCGGAAAUAGGGUUUGGCUUAAUCUGGAGAUGGCUGUCAAUGUUAUAGAGUCGUGGUUGAUUGGUUUUGGCGGUUAACUCAUUCCUUGGCAAAUUUGUGUCUUCGCUUACGAUGGCGGAGGCUCUUAAUUACAAUCAGGUACAGGUAUUUGUGAGAGAUUUUGUUCCUACUGGUUUGGCCUGCCUUCCAGAUGGCUUAGAUGGGACGCCAGUUGUAUCUAUGAAUUAUGACUCGAAUUGGUUAGCAGGUGUCCCCAGAUGUUGCGUUACUAAAAAGAAAUAUGCACGAGUGAGUGAUGGUAUAUGUCAGAAAUUGCUGGAGCUGAAACCAAGAAUGCCUCGUGGAAUUUUUUGUAUAAAUUUUAUGAUGCACAAGUUGUUCUUUAUCAUUCAGGAGUACAACAAGAUGUUGAAGCCAAGCCAUGUGUCCCAAUAGUUUAUUAAUAGAUAAAAUGUUGUUUUUCUUUACUGACUAUAAAGCUCAAUUUUGCA